Molecule: messenger RNA, 549 nt
Organism: Didymodactylos carnosus
Lineage: Eukaryota; Metazoa; Rotifera; Eurotatoria; Philodinida; Philodinidae
Source: the annotation of a GenBank genome assembly
AUGGACGAGCUCAUUUGCGCCUUGACCACUCAUGCCGCUCCGAUCGAGUUUACGGACACAUUAGAAGACGCAUUGGCUCUUGUCGACUACCAUAAAGACAAACGCAUCAUCUUCAUCUCGUCAGCAUCACUUGGAAAAGACAUUAUUCCCAAGAUCACUGCUAAUCAUGUCCAUGUUCAUUCCUUUUAUAUCUUCUGUGGUCAAAUCAAACACUGUUUGGAUUGGGCCAUGGACUAUUUGGACUGCUUGCAAAUGUUCGACUUUGAGAUCGAUCUGCUCGUGCGACUCGCACGUGAUAUAUCCAAAGAUAUUAUUAACCAAGGAAAGAUGUAUAUGAUGGACCUGCAAGAUCCGACUAGCGCACUCAGAUACUUUGAAAGCGCUCGCACCCUGGAAGAACGAGCAAAUGCUCGGGAUACGUUGAAUCAUCCAUUUCAUGAACAUCUCAAAAUGCUUAAUGGUGAACAAAAUAAAACUGGACUCAUUGCACAAGCGCGCGAAAUGCAACAACAGCAACUCGCGAAUGUAGGUGCGACAACGGUCUGCUAA